Drosophila hydei is the source of this 1754-nucleotide messenger RNA. RefSeq names its product nucleolar protein 56 (gene Nop56). NCBI's taxonomy places the organism in Eukaryota, Metazoa, Arthropoda, Insecta, Diptera, Drosophilidae. The record is from RefSeq and is a predicted model, not a curated record. The coding region runs from base 131 to 1627 and encodes 498 amino acids. The transcript is spliced from 3 exons. Gene Ontology annotation, cellular component: box C/D methylation guide snoRNP complex; small-subunit processome. Gene Ontology annotation, molecular function: snoRNA binding.
GUACACACUUGAUAAUUUUGGUGUGUAAACACUGAUCUUUCUGUUUAGCACGUGGAAAAAUAACGCGCUCUGCCUUCCCGUGAAAUAUAAUAAUAUUUUGAUUAUUUGACGGCAUAUUAUCGUCUUAAAUAUGUCGAGUCUGUACGUGCUUUAUGAGCAUGCGGCAGGCUAUUCGCUAUUCUCCGUUAAGGAGUUCGAAGAGGUGUCCAUGUUCCUACCGCAAGUCGAGUCCUCCGUCACGGACAUUUCGAAGUUUAAUUCGAUUAUAAAACUGGCGGGAUUUGCGCCGUUUAAGACGGCAAUUGCUGCACUUGAGAACAUAAAUGCCAUAUCCGAAGGCAUUGUACCGCAGGAUUUACUGCAUUUCCUUGAUGAUUUCUUUGCCAAGCUAAAGAAGAAGAAGUGCACCCUAGGCAUUGCGGAUGCCAAGUUGGGUGCUGCCAUUACAGAAUCCAUUGGCGUGGCGUGUAGCCACUUUGGUGUCGUGCCCGAAAUAUUGCGAGGCAUACGCUUCCACUUCGCCAAGCUGAUCAAAGGCUUUACUGACAAGUCAGCUGGAGUAGCACAACUGGGUCUGGGACACAGCUACUCCCGUGCCAAGGUCAAGUUCAAUGUUAAUCGAUCAGACAAUAUGAUUAUUCAGUCGAUCGCGCUGCUGGAUCAGCUGGACAAGGAUGUAAAUACUUUCUCUAUGCGGAUACGCGAAUGGUACUCUUACCACUUCCCAGAACUGGUGAAAAUUGUCCCAGACAACUAUAUGUUUGCCAAGGCCGCCAAAUUUAUUAAAGACCGCAAGGAUCUAACUCAGGACAAACUUGAAGAUCUUGAGCAGAUUGUUAUGGACUCUGCCAAGGCUCAGGCUAUAAUCGAUGCCGGAAAAAUGUCCAUGGGUAUGGAUAUAUCUAUUGUGGAUCUGAUGAACAUUGAGCUCUUUGCCGAGCGUGUCGUCAAACUUUCUGAGUAUCGUAAGAAGCUUUCCACAUAUUUGCACAACAAAAUGAACCUGGUUGCACCGAAUCUUCAGUCGCUCAUAGGCGAUCAGGUGGGUGCCCGCCUUAUUUCACACGCCGGCAGCUUGACAAAUUUGGCAAAGUAUCCCGCGUCGACAGUACAAAUCUUGGGCGCUGAGAAGGCACUUUUCCGUGCGCUUAAGACGCGCUCAAACACUCCGAAAUAUGGUUUAAUCUAUCAUUCGUCGUUCAUUGGACGUGCAGGGCUCAAGAAUAAGGGACGCAUCUCGCGUUUUCUGGCCAACAAAUGCUCGAUUGCCUCACGUAUCGAUUGCUUCCUGGAGCAGCCUACUAGCGUCUUUGGCGAAACACUAAAACAACAAGUGGAAGAUCGCCUGAAGUUCUACGAGUCGGGUGCUGUGCCGCGCAAGAACAUUGAGGUCAUGAAGGAGGCCAUCGAGGCGGCUGGCCAAGAAAUCACAGAUGUUCCACAGUCCGAGAAAAAGAAGAACAAGAAGAAGAAACGUCAAGCAGAUGCAGAUACAAAUGGUACCACUAAUGGAAAUGGUACAGCCGCAGCCGGCGAGGAAGCCGAUAAUGGCAAUGCUGAGGCUGACGGUGAGCCCAAGAAGAAGAAAAAGAAGAAGAACAAGAACAAGCAAGCCGUGGAGGCGUAAUGACGUAUAUGCACAUACGGUAUUCCACCCUUUGCUAAGUUCUUUAGUCUUAAGUUGAAAAUCUAUUAUUUUACUUACAAAUCUUUUCUGUAUUUCAUGAUACCCCAGCUAAAUAAACAAUCAAAUU